Messenger RNA from Ziziphus jujuba (common jujube), 1289 nucleotides. RefSeq lists its product as uncharacterized. The coding region runs from base 182 to 712 and encodes 176 amino acids. The record is from RefSeq and is a predicted model, not a curated record. The transcript has a single exon. NCBI's taxonomy places the organism in Eukaryota, Viridiplantae, Streptophyta, Magnoliopsida, Rosales, Rhamnaceae.
GCUGUGAACAUAACAUUUCACCACCUCCUUCCCUUCUUCCCACUCCACCAUUUUUCUUGUUCUCCUUAACCCUUCCUUCUUCUUUGUUUAAAACAAAAACAAAGACUCUCAACAAAGAAAAUCCCAUAACCCACAUUUCCUCUUUUUUUUUUUUUUCAAAAAAAAAAAAAAUUCCACCACCAUGAGCUCCAUUGUUCAGAGCUUUCAAAAGCGAAGUUUCUUGCCCACCAUGCCCGCACUUACAAACCCCAAUGGAUCACUACCAGUUUCACAAUCUAAACAAGACCCUAGUGAAGAUCAAAACCAAGGAAUCCGGAGGAGACUUUCCUCUCUUUCCCUCAAAAUCCAGCCAAUUUCUUCUUCUUCUUCCCCUGUUGCUUCAUGGGCAUUUCGAAGAUCCAAGUCUGUGUCAUCAAUGGGGGAAUAUGCAGGGAGUUCCAUAAGGAAAUGGUGGGAUUGGGGAUGGUCUUGGAUCCUAUCCAGAAAACCCAUUUUCGCUCAGGAUCUGGAAAUGAAUGAGGAAGAGACUAAGCUUCUUGGGUCCCACAACAGAGGAAGCUGGAGACAUGUUUUCUACAAAGUGAGGUCGGAGUUGAGGAGGUUUGUGCGUUCGGACCGUGUUGAUCUUCCUCAAACUUGUAGGUAUGAGUCUUUCAAUUAUUCCAAGAAUUUCGAUGAUGGAAGGAAAAUCCACUUGGUUCAGUGCAACUGAGAAAGUUAUCUGAGCUUUGAUGGGAAAAAAAUAUAUAAGGUUAAAGAUUCAGAUCGAAGACAUAUGAGAGACUAUAUUGUUUGGGUUUUUUAUUACUAUUACUAUUAUUUUAAUUUUUUGUUAUUUUGUUAUUUGUCAAUCUUCAUUCUGUGAAAGAUAUAUCAAUGAAGUAAUGGAAAUUAGACAGAUUGUUCUAUAUCAUGUGGGUUUGUUUGUGGAAUUAGACAACUGUUUGGUGGUCGAGAAAUUCGAGAUUAUAUCAUCCUAUUUUUUGCUGGGAAAAGUUCUCCAGCUAAUAAUAUUUUCAAGUAAAUUGCCUCAAAACAGUACAAACUUGUCAAUGAAUUCAAGCUUCUUUUUUCCAAGACAAUGGGAAAUUGCAGGAAAUGUUUCAUCAGCACAUAUCAGAUUGACAGCAUUAGCAGUACAUAUUCUUGUUCCUAUUAUUAUUAUUAUUAUUUUCAGCAGGAUCUAAUUAUUUGUAUUUGUACAAGCUUUAAAUUAUGUACGUUUGUAAUGUAAUAUAAGCUUCUGUUCUUUACCUUCCUAAGAGAUCUUGGUUUUGUAAGUGUGAAAA